ACAAGUUUUCCAUUCUACACUCUCAAAUAAAAAAUCAGUGUGUUGUGGCAGUGCAUUUUGGCAGUUACUAGCUUUAGGUUUACUUUUAAUUGAGGUUAGAAUUUCACCUGACACCACUCCGAAACAACAAAUCUUCUGUCAAAUAUGUUUUGCCUACCAAGUCCAUCCUCUCGAGCACUAGCGGUGUCAUCAAUUAUUUGUUGCUAUGUAAUUUCAUCAACAUUCGCCGAGGAAUUCCCUCGGGAAAUGGAAAAACCGAACCAACAUACCACCGAGGAUAGCAACCAACUAGAUUCAAAAGUUUUAAAGUCGAGCAAUCUAGGAUUCAUACAUGCCUUCGUCGGGUCGCUCUCGGUGAUACUUGUGUCAGAGCUUGGUGACAAAACAUUUUUCAUCGCCGCUAUCAUGGCAAUGAAGCAUCCAAGGUUAACAGUUUUCUCUGGAGCUAUUGCGGCUCUUGCUUUAAUGACUAUCCUCUCAGUACUCUUUGGAUACGCGGCGACAAUAAUUCCACGUGAAUACGUUAAUUAUAUAUCAACGGCGUUGUUCACGUUAUUCGGGCUGAAGAUGCUGAAAGAUGGAUACUAUAUGGCGCCUACAGAAGGCCAAGAAGAGCUCGAAGAAGUCCAGCUGGACUUAAGAAAACGCGAAGACGAGUUCGAGAAAAAAACUGCUGGGACAAUAGAGCAAGAUCCAGAGACAGGUGUGAUUAAAAAAACAAAAGUUAAUCCGUGGAUGUUGUUAUCUCGGAUUUUCUUACAAGCAUUUACUUUGACGUUUUUGGCUGAAUGGGGAGACAGAUCUCAACUUACUACUAUUCUUCUUGCUGCUCGUGAGGAUGUUUAUGGUGUAAUUGUGGGUGGUAUCCUGGGACAUUCGAUGUGCACUGGAUUAGCUGUCUUGGGAGGUCGAAUGAUUGCUCAAAAAAUCUCCGUCCGUACUGUAACAAUAAUCGGUGGAGUUGUCUUCCUAAUCUUCGCACUGACUACGCUUUUUAUAGACCCCACUAAGAGUACGUGAAAUAGAUCUUAAAUCCUUAAAUUAAAUUACAACGUACAUUAAAAUACUUUCCUAAAUUAUGGAUAUCGAAAUUAUAUAUUAUAUUUUAUAUUAGUUACUAGUUAAUAUUAAUUACUAAUUACUAUUGCUAUCACUAGUGUAAAUUGACUUAUUUUUUAAAAUUCUAUCAUAGGAUUUGAACGCUUCAUUUAUAUUGAAAAAAAAAAAAAAAAUAUUUUUUACGGGCAUCUCACUUAUUACUGCGAGUGUAUUAUACUAAUAGCAUUCGCGUACCUGAUUAUGAAAUUAAUUCAAACACUAUAGUUUGUAUUGUUUAAUAAUCAAUACAUUAAUUAUUUAAAGGAUUUAAGUAACUAGUGUUUUUGUAAAUAAUAAACAGUAUUUUUAAAUAUUGAUCUAUUAAGUUGCUCUAUUAGUUUUAUUUUUUUUGUGAUAGCUCUUUUUCACCAGGGUAAUAUUUUUCUAAUUAGAUUAAAAUUACUAUGUAAUUUUUAUAAAUUUAUUUGAUCUUUUGAGCGUUGAUUCUUUACUCUGACUGUAAACUGAAAAAAAAAAUCUUAGUCUACUACACUCAAAAGAUCGAAUAAAAUUUUAGAUAUAAUUAAAAAAAAAACAAACAAAUUUUUGAGCCCAUGCGAAAUAAAUUGAUGUAUUUAAUAGAAUAAAGUGUACAUUGAGAUUUGUUUUAAAA
Cotesia glomerata is the source of this 1711-nucleotide messenger RNA. Its product is annotated as transmembrane protein 165. Gene Ontology annotation, cellular component: Golgi apparatus. The coding region runs from base 145 to 1020 and encodes 291 amino acids. The record is from RefSeq and is a predicted model, not a curated record. The transcript has 6 exons. NCBI's taxonomy places the organism in Eukaryota, Metazoa, Arthropoda, Insecta, Hymenoptera, Braconidae. Gene Ontology annotation, molecular function: calcium ion transmembrane transporter activity; manganese ion transmembrane transporter activity. Gene Ontology annotation, biological process: manganese ion transmembrane transport; calcium ion transmembrane transport; Golgi calcium ion transport.